GAGGCGCCAGAAAGAACAAUCGCUACAUAUCGAGCAGAGUAGCAGAAGGGGAAGGGUGGUGAAAAGGGGGUGUGUGGCCAUGGUGGCUCUCCGAUUCCCUCCGUUCUCUCUCCUUGUCUUCUCCCCUAAGACCGUCAUCUCUUCCUCUUCUUCGUCCCUUGCUUUCUUCCGCAGAGCUCGCCGUCCUUCUCCUUCGAGAUUCCAAUUAUGCUUCUCUUCCCUGUCCACACAGUCGGAGCAGCAGAGCCGGCAGGAAGUGGGGAAGGACGAUGGCGGCACUCUCCCGAAGGAGGGGGUCAUUACACCUCGUUCUCAGGAUUUCAACAUGUGGUACCUGGACGUCAUUUACAACGCUGAGCUUGCCGACUACGGGCCGGUCCGGGGCACCAUGGUCAUCCGGCCGUACGGCUACGCCAUGUGGGAGGCCAUCCAGGAUUACUUGAACGUGAAAUUCAAGGAGACAGGGCAUAGCAAUAUGUAUUUUCCGCAGCUUAUACCUUAUUCUUUUAUCGAGAAAGAGGCGGCCCAUGUUGAAGGUUUUAGCCCAGAAUUAGCACUGGUAACAAUUGGUGGUGGAAAAGAACUUGAGGAAAAGCUCGUGGUUCGACCAACUAGUGAAACUAUUGUGAACCAUAUGUUCACCCAGUGGAUUCAUAGUUAUCGGGAUCUUCCUCUCAUGGUUAAUCAAUGGGCAAAUGUCACAAGGUGGGAAAUGCGCACAAGACCAUUUGUGAGGACUCUUGAAUUUCUCUGGCAGGAGGGGCAUACAGCUCAUGCAACAGAAAUUGAAGCAGAGAAAGAGGCAUUGCAAAUGAUUGAUAUUUAUACAAAAUUUGCUUAUGAAGAAGCUGCAAUGCCUGUCAUUACAGGACGAAAGUCCAGACUUGAAACAUUUGCAGGUGCUUCCCGAACCUACACAAUUGAAGCAAUGAUGGGUGAUCGAAAGGCUCUGCAGGCUGGAACAAGUCACAAUCUUGGACAGAAUUUUUCCCAUGCCUUUGGCACUCAGUUCAUGGAUGAAAAUGGACAAAGACAAUAUGUAUCGCAGACAUCGUGGGCAAUUAGCACUCGUUUCAUUGGUGGUAUUAUCAUGACUCAUGGAGAUGAUGCUGGCUUGAUGCUGCCUCCUCGUAUAGCACCAAUACAGGUGAUAAUUGUUCCCAUUUGGAAAAAAAGUGAUGAAAAGGCAGGUGUUCUUAGUGCUGCAACACAUGUGGAGGAGGCACUUAAAUCAGCUGGUGUGAAAGUUAAGGUUGACAGUUCAGAGCAGAAGACCCCUGGAUGGAAAUUCAACUUCUGGGAGAUGAAAGGAGUACCAUUAAGGAUUGAGAUUGGGCCUCGUGAUGUUUCAAAUGGAAGUGUAGUCGUCUCUAGAAGAGACAUCCCAGGAAAACAAGGAAAAGUUUUUGGAAUAUCAAUGGAACCUUCAACUUUGGUCCCAUAUAUCAGGGACAGGCUGCAAGAUGUUCAAGCAUCUCUUCUUGAAAGGGCUAUUACAUUCCGUGACAGCAAUAUUGUUGACGUGAGUUCCUAUGAUGAGCUUAAGGCAGCGAUUGCUGAGGGCAGAUGGGCAAGGGGUCCUUGGUCGGCCAGCGAUGCUGAAGAAUUACGGAUAAAGGAAGAAACAGGUGCAACUAUCAGGUGCUUUCCUUUUGAGCAGCCAGAAGGGCUGAAAACGUGUUUCAUGACGGGAAACCCUGCAAAUGAGGUGGCUAUAUUUGCAAAAUCAUAUUAGAGAGCCCUUGUGCCAUGCUAUUGUAUUGUUCCUAUGAUGCCAUUGCAUCUGCAUUUUUGUUAUUUAUGUUAAAUGCCUCCAAUAAUUUGUAAGAUAAUUUUUCCUUCUGCUCUUUCAAGAAUUGUAAACUUGUGGGCUUGACGUCUAAAGAAUUUGUUUUACUGCUAUACCCAGUUGAGUCCUUGGUCAUAAUGCUGAUGUAGUGCUUACAAUUCAACAGCAA
Nymphaea colorata (pocket water lily) is the source of this 1958-nucleotide messenger RNA. RefSeq names its product proline--tRNA ligase, chloroplastic/mitochondrial. The transcript has 11 exons. Gene Ontology annotation, molecular function: ATP binding; proline-tRNA ligase activity. Lineage: Eukaryota; Viridiplantae; Streptophyta; Magnoliopsida; Nymphaeales; Nymphaeaceae. The record is from RefSeq and is a predicted model, not a curated record. Gene Ontology annotation, biological process: prolyl-tRNA aminoacylation. Gene Ontology annotation, cellular component: mitochondrion; cytoplasm; chloroplast stroma. The coding region runs from base 80 to 1735 and encodes 551 amino acids.